GUUGUCUGUCUCUUCUGUUUCAUCACUCACACGCCAUCGGACUGAGCACUCUUCUACUUCUCCAUUCUAAACAACUUUGCGAUACCCUCUUUGACAAGCUCAGUCAUCAUCAAACAUACAAUAUGGGAUCUAUUCCAGCUGGUUGGAGGCAACUUGAUGUCGGUGUCGUCGGCGGAGGCAUCGGCGGCAUGAGCGUCGCCAUCGCGCUGCGCCGGGCCGGACACAAGGUUACCAUCUACGAGCGCAACGAUUUCGCCGGUGAGGUCGGCGCCUCCGUCUCAUGCGCCGCCAACGGCACCCGCUGGCUGCACGAGUGGGGUGUGGACGUCGAGAAAGGCGACCCCGUCGUCCUGAAGAGCCUCAUCAACAGGGACUGGAAGACGGGCGAACCCGUCAGCGUGUACAGCCUUGACGACUACGAGAAGCGCUGGGGAUACGUCUACAACAUGUUCCACCGUCAGUACAUGCACGCAAUGCUCAAGGACACGGCGAUGCAGGAGGAGGGCGAGGGUAUUCCGGCCAAGCUAUUGGUCAACCAGAAGUGCAAGAACAUCGACCUGGCCAGCGGAAAGGUGGAGUUCGACACCGGCCUGACUGCCACACACGACCUCAUCGUCGGCGCGGACGGCAUCGGCAGCGUGGUGCGAGGCUUGAUCGGCGUCAAGCCGGAGAAGCGCCCGGCCGACUCGAGCUGUCUGCACGCCAACGUUCUCACCGAGGACGCCGUCAAGGCCGGCCUCGUCGACUACUCGCAAGACGCCGCGCUCGAGUACUGGGGCGGUCAGGAGGGCAAGUGGGACAAGAUCGUCCUCUCGCCCUGCAACGGCGGAAAGCUGCUGUCGUACUACUGCUUCUUCCCUAGAGAGAAGGGCGACUACGUGAACCAGGCUUGGGGUGUCGAGGACCGCCCCGUCGAGGAGUUGCUGGCGCCGUACCCUGAGCUUGACAAGCAGGUCCUUGCGCAUCUCGCUAUCGGCAAGGAUAUCCAGCCCUGGCGUCUGUGGAUGCAUGACCCUUACCCUUACGUCAAUAAGGACAUGGUUUGUCUGUUGGGUGAUGCGGGACAUCCUAUGAUGCCUCACCAAAGUCAGGGUGCAUGCAUGGCCAUUGAAGAUGCCGCUGCUCUUGGAAUUCUCUUCCACCCCAAGUACUUCAACGGAGAUGUUAAAGACACUUUGGAAGUUUACAACACUGUCCGUCUGCCCCGCGCCACGCGUGUGCAGUCGGCCGCUGCCAAGGCCGCGUACAACAUCAACGAGCGUAUUGGUUUCUCAAACAACACCAGCACCAGCACAUACAAGGUUGCGGAUGAGAGAGCUAAGCUCACCAUUGAGGAGAUGAACGGAUACGACAUGUACAAGGACAUCGAGGAGGUCAUUGCUCAACGGUCGGGGGCUCCCUUUACCCAGAAGUUUAUCAAGGGACUGCCCAUAGGAUUGGAGCUUUCUCCUGGCGUCAUCGUUGGGCAGUAAGUGGCAUGGGGUUUGCAAAAGCUUGAAGCUGCUUCUUUCUAUUAAAUCUUUGGGCAUUAAUUGGAGUUUUGGGUCAGGAGAGGAUUGCGACAUGUUCAUAACAAAUUAUUCCCAAUAUUCAACUUGUAUAAAGCAUCAUGGACCG
Colletotrichum scovillei is the source of this 1617-nucleotide messenger RNA. RefSeq names its product salicylate hydroxylase. The record is from RefSeq and is a predicted model, not a curated record. Lineage: Eukaryota; Fungi; Ascomycota; Sordariomycetes; Glomerellales; Glomerellaceae. The coding region runs from base 123 to 1472 and encodes 449 amino acids. Gene Ontology annotation, molecular function: monooxygenase activity; FAD binding. The transcript is spliced from 6 exons.